Messenger RNA from Cheilinus undulatus (humphead wrasse), 5498 nucleotides. RefSeq names its product xylosyltransferase II (gene xylt2). Gene Ontology annotation, molecular function: protein xylosyltransferase activity. The coding region runs from base 7 to 2658 and encodes 883 amino acids. The record is from RefSeq and is a predicted model, not a curated record. Gene Ontology annotation, biological process: heparan sulfate proteoglycan biosynthetic process; chondroitin sulfate proteoglycan biosynthetic process. The transcript has 11 exons. Gene Ontology annotation, cellular component: membrane. NCBI's taxonomy places the organism in Eukaryota, Metazoa, Chordata, Actinopteri, Labriformes, Labridae.
GAAAAAAUGGCGGCCAGCGCUCGAGUGCAGAAGCUCCUCCGACGAUAUAAACUAGCGAUAGCCGCCGCGUUAACGAUCCUCCUGGUCCAGGGGCUGGUGGUAUGGAGUCUGAGGAGUCUGGAGGAAGGAGAGGCAGAGAGAAAAACACGGCGGUCUAAACUGCCUGAUAACAACAGCCAGGACCCAAAGAGAGACCCGGCGCUGUGGGACAAACAGAAGUCUCUGUCGGGGAGGAAUAAGGGCCGAUGGAGCCCGAAAUUAGAGAGGACGGGGGGCACUGCGGCCAGCGCGCUGAGGAGAGGGACGAGCCGCAAAGGAGAGAAGUCCAGCAUCCGGCUGAAAUCUCCCCAAGAGCGAGGGAUGACUGGAGCCGGACUGGACGGUGUCGUCCUCCAUGACCUGUCCAGCAGCCGUAACGUCAGCGAGACAAGAGGAGGAGGUGGAGGCAACGACGGGGCGGCUAAGUUACCCGCUGCUGCCGCCAUACUGGGGGAGCCGGGCAGCGUGGACGGAGCGCACCAAGCCCCCAGCAGUGACUUUGUGCCUAAAUGUGACAUCAUGGGGAAGGACGCUCUUUCUGCCCUUCACCGUGCCGGGUCACAGCAGUGCCGCCAGGAGAUCGCCAACAUCGUGUGUCAACAUCAGGCCGGGCAACUCAUGCCAAAAACUCUCCCGCAGUUCUGCCCCCAGAUUGGCGUAAUAAGUCCCGUCCAGACAAUCAUAGAGCUGGACAACAGCUUGUCCUCAGUUUCAAACCCGGUGAGAGUGGCGUUCGUGCUGAUGGUCCACGGUCGAGCUGUGCGUCAGCUCAAACGCCUCAUCAAAGCCAUUUAUCACCGUGACCACUAUUACUACAUCCACGUGGAUAAGCGGUCGGGUUACCUUCAUCGGGAGGUCCUGCAAAUAGCCGAGCAGUACUCGAACAUACGGGCGACGCCCUGGAGGAUGGUCACCAUUUGGGGCGGGGCCAGCCUGCUGAAGGCUUACCUCCACAGCAUGCAGGACCUGCUCUCCAUGCUGGACUGGAAGUGGGACUUUUUCAUCAACCUCAGUGCCACAGAUUUCCCAACGAGGACCAAUGAUGAGCUGGUGUUGUUCCUUUCUCAGCAGAGAGAUAAAAACUUCCUCAAAUCUCACGGGAGAGAAAACGCCCGGUUUAUUAAGAAACAGGGCCUUGACCGUCUCUUCCACGAGUGUGACAACCACAUGUGGCGUCUCGGUGAACGCAGCAUCCCAGAAGGCCUGGAGGUCUCCGGUGGCUCUGAUUGGUUUGCGCUCACCCGCCGCUUUGUGGAGUACGUCAUUAACUCCCAGGAUGCCCUGGUGUCUGGGCUGAAGCAGUUCUAUUCCUACGCUCUGCUCCCUGCUGAGUCCUUCUUCCACACGGUCCUCGGGAACAGUCACAUGUGCGACACUCUGGUCGACAACAACCUGCGUGUCACAAACUGGAACCGUAAACUGGGCUGUAAAUGUCAGUACAAGCACAUCGUGGACUGGUGCGGCUGCUCUCCCAAUGACUUCAAACCACAAGACCUCAUCAGGAUCCAGCAACUGAGCCGUCCAACCUUCUUUGCCCGUAAGUUUGAGUCGUCUGUGAACCAGGAGGCCAUCGACAUCCUGGACACUCACCUGUACGGUCAGUACGCUCCGGGCACCGUCGCCAUCAAGGCGUACUGGGAAAGUCUGUUUGAGCAGUUGGACGGCGUGGGCUCGCUCAGUGACGUCGCUCUCACCGCUUACACGGCUUUCUUUCGCCUCGGCCUCAAACAUCUGGGAACUUCUCAGAGCGGCGUGGAGCCCUGCAGGUUUGAACCGGUGGGCUUCCCCGUCUCAGUGCACCUGUACUUUUAUGACGACCGUUUCCAAGGAUACCUGGUGCGUCAGGAGGUCCAGGAUGUGGGAUCAAAGGUCAGAGAGACGCUGGAGAUGUGGGCGGUGCCUCAGGCGACACUCGUCCUGGAGACCAACCUGAAAGAGUUUGAAAGACUCAAGAACCUGGAAAUCGGCACAGAGUGGGAUCCUAAAGAGAGAAUCUUCCGGAACUUUGGCGGGGUCAUCGGCCCUUUGAGCGAACCUCUGGCCGUCCAGAAGUGGGCUCGCGGUCCGAACCUCACAGCCACCAUCGUCUGGAUCGACCCGGCUCUGGUGGUGGCGGCGUCUUAUGAUAUCACAGUGGAUGUGGAUGCAGAGUACACGCAGUACAAACCGCCGCUGCAGCGCCCCCUGCGGCCUGGCACCUGGACCGUACGCGUCUUAAAACAGUGGGAGCGUGUGGCGGAGGUUCGAUUCCUCAUCAUGCCGUUAACAUUUAAAGAUAAAGAGCCACUCCGCAAAGACGAGGACAGCUGGCUCCACGCCGGUCCCCCAGGUAACCUGUACCUGGAGCAGAGCUUCCAGACGCUGAGCUCCGUGCUGAAGCUUCCUCCUCAGGAGCCGGCGCUGCAGGAGGCGCAGCAGAGGGCCCAGUUGGUGGGUCCAGACCUGGAGAAGUGGGUGGACAGCAGCGUGGGAACCUUCUGGGUCACGGGAGACGUGUGCUCCACACAGACUUCCUCCUGCCCCGCUGUGGGACUCUGCUCCAAAACCUCGUGGAGCUCUUUGUCUCCAGACCCAAAGUCUGAACUGGGAGUUGUGAAGAGUAACGGCAGGAUCAGGUAGCAACAUGAGAGGAGGGAGAGGACUGAAGACACUCGCAGGAGGACUGAGGAGGAGCUCAGAGAGAACCUGUGUGAGUGGUCGACUUGGAGCUGACGGGCACAUGAACAAUGAGACGUCUUCCUGCGCUGAAGCGCUGAGACGUCAGAGAUACGGACUGAGAAACAGGAGGAGAAGACUGCUGGGAAAUUUGCACAUAGAGGUAUGCGAGCGUUGGAGCUAAAUAUUGUUUCUGUUAUAAAGGAAACCAGAGGAAUCGUGAUUAAGGUUGUCAAAAUGAUCUAAACCCUCUGAUCCCAUGUGUUUGAAAGCAGUUCAAUGAGGGCUAUUUUAAAGAUCUAGAGUAAGAAAAAUGACUGAAACUGGAACAUCAGAUUUUUGGUCAGAUAUUCAACUGAAAGCUCUCAUAAAUGGAGGUAAGAGUUGGUCUAAAUUGCACAAAUACAAUGGCAGCAUUAUGGUACUAAAACAUCAACGCCAUAUUUGUGCAUAUCAGACACUCUGAGAGUUUUCUGACAUUUUUGUUUCUCAUUGUUUACCUUUGAAAUGAUUCCAUCUGCAAUCUAAUGAUCAAUAGUGCAAGAUCAGAAGUUUUAAAAAUAAAAACUCCAUCUGUUGGUGCAUAGGAAACAGUGAAUCCCUAAACAACUGCAAGCAAACUCCCUACCACUUUCUGAACUCCACAAAUGUGUUGUAAACAUUCUGUAAUGUCUCCAACAAAUUUGUCUGUACCGGAGUUUGCUAGACAUUUCUGGCCAUUAAAAACAAGAAACUACCAGGAUGGAGGGCUAGUAUUUAUAUUUUUCUUGCACUGGUAUCAAAGAAGGCUCUGAUUUUUACUAGUGUUGUAUGAAAGUGUAAAAAUAUGUUGUUUUGACAACCUUAAUCAUGAUAUUCUGCUGGAUUUUCCGUCUGAGUUUUGAGUCUUCGCAUGUUUGGCUCUGUUCGAGCGCUCCGUUUUCCUGAUUCUUUGAAGGCAUCAGGAAGCAGCCACAGGCUCCUCGCUGUGCUCGAUCUUCAUUUCAGGGGCAAAAUGAGCUUCUGAAUCCUAAUUAUUGUGCUUGUUUUGAAGCAUUUCUAUGUAAAAUAUGACAGACAGAUGAAGUGCACUUUACUGUAAGACUAUGAUGUUACACAGAGGUCACCGAGUUACAGAGUUGGAGUUAAAAAGGUCACAUCACUUCAUUUUAGAGAAGCCUCCGAGGCACAUACCUGCACAGACACAUCACUGAAAACAUGUGACCGCCACCAGAAAAGUGCGGACGGGUCAUAGAUUUAAGGUUUUAAUUCAUUUUAGCUGUUUACAGUGUCAUUUAUGGUUUUAUUUUUGUCUGUUAGUGCCCUGAAAAGUUUUAACGUCUUAAGAGAAGCCACUUUGACUUGUUUUGUGGGUCAUAGGAAGUGCCUGUAGAUCUGCAGAGAGCAAGUUUAGACCUCAAAACCCUCCGAAAUAGACGGCAGAACAAUCUAGAAUCAAGACCUCGAGCUGCAGUUAAAGAGUGCAGCGAGUUAAACCUGCCAGUAAAGACUGUUGGAGUAGUUUAAGCCUUCAGAACGAGUGAACCCUGUGGAAAUAGGUCUGCAGCCAACAAUUACUGUCAUUCACUGGUGUUAGGGCUUCUGUAAUGAGUCUGAAAAAUGCUCACAGGUUGUGCAAAUGCUGGGCAUCUGAUGUUUAAGAAUGCUGCUUUUACAAAAGAUAAAAAGCUGCAGAUUCUGACAGUCAAGAGGCUCAAACAGCAAAUAAUAUGCUGACAUGAAUGCUUAAAAGAUUACCACAAUGGUUCACUGACAACAAUCAGCCACCUAUUUUUACUUUAAUGUUUUGCAGAAUGCUGCAAAUCUAAUUGAGUGAACAAUCGAGCUUGAAUUUUUUGAAUAUUUUCCCUUUUGGCUCCAGAAUUCUCUGAGAUGUCUCAAACCCUGGAGGAUCAGGGAGGAAAAAACUACAAAUCCUUAUUGUGUGCACAUUUUCCUAGACUGCAUGCAUGGUUUAUUAUCUGCACCCAUUACUCUGUCAUCUGUGUUUUUGGAUUUGGAAUCCUUUUACCGUGCCCACCAGGGAAUAAUAGUAUUUGUUGUUGUUCGGUGCAAAAUGUAAAAAAAAAAGCAGGUAAAUACAGCCUCCACACAUGAUUUGCAAUUAUAAUCUAACUGCAUUGUUUUCCCUCGAUAUUUAACCUGAAUAUGCUGUUGUUUUUUAGAUUCCUCAUCUUAUGUAUUUCUCUACAAACAAGCAAUAAAUUAUUCUUCAUAAUAACCAACACAAUAUUUGUGAGAUUAAACUAGACAGACCAAAACUAAAAAGUAGGAAUUUUUUUUCAAACUAUUGUGAAACAAAUUGACCCUUGAAUGUUUGCAUGAUGUGGAGAGCUUUUAACUGAUAUUUAGAAUCGCGUUUGAGGUCAAAGAAAUAUUGCAACUUCUGCAAUGUGAAAAUUGCAGCGGCACAUGUUGUGAUUGGAUCUACAUUCUGGUGAAAUGCCCAUCCCUAGUCGACACUACAACCCAGGUAGCAGUAAUGCUUGUAACUGUUUUCUAACUGCAACAAACGAUGAAGAUGCAGAAACAACAGGACACACAAAGAAGUCACAGCAGAAGCAACUAGGAGAUACGACGAAGCUAAGAGACUCACCAGCUUCUUCUUCUCUUCUAAGUCUGGGCACUAAUUUUAUAAAAGCCUCUAAGCAGAGAGGGUUGAAGACGUCACUGAUUCUAGUAUACUUUAAAGGGGACAUGUUAUGUAAAAAUCACUUUGUCAGGCUUUUCUAACAAAAGCAUGUUCCCUGGCCUGUCCACAAUCCCCCCAAGAAUCAGAGAAAUCCCCCCAUCUCUUUCUCCAC